This is a messenger RNA of Parasteatoda tepidariorum (common house spider), 3803 nucleotides long. Lineage: Eukaryota; Metazoa; Arthropoda; Arachnida; Araneae; Theridiidae. The record is from RefSeq and is a predicted model, not a curated record.
UAAUAAAUAACCGUUAUCACCAUUUAUAUCUAAAGUAAAAUGUAUUGCUUCAAAACAAUGAAUCUUUCUGGUUGUAAUUGUAAAGCUAUUUUUCAUUAAAAGCGCAACAUAAAAACUGUAUUUAUUAUUAUAUUCAUGUUGAGAGCAAAAAAAAAAUAUUGUUUUAAAUAAUAUUCCACAUAAGUGGAGCAAAUAUGAAAAAGAAAAACACAGUUGUUAUUGAUUUAAGUAUACAUGCGUUUGAAGGCCACAGAAAAGAAAUAUGUGUGUGCAUGUUUGUUUUAUUGAUGUUAAAAUAAGUUUGGGUUCUUGAAUUUAAUUUUAAAUUCAAGUAAAUGUUAAACUAAAGGAAAUAUCAAGAAUAUAAUAGAAAUAUGGAAAAUAUAGGACAAAAACGAAGGGGAGAGAUAACUUAUAAGGUACAAUGUAAGAAAGUGAAAAUAGAGUCUUCAAGAAACGUACGUUAUACAGACUAUAUAUCUCAACCGCCUACUUUAGAAAGUAUAACUCUUACGUCAAUAGCAAUAAGACUGUGGACUGAACCCGAUAUAAAUGAGGACGUAAAGUAGCAUUCUAUGCGCUAUGGAUCUGAAAUUAUAUGCACCGGACCGAGAGAGGCUUAUCAUAAUUUGGAAGAAAGAGUAACUGAGAAAUUAGCAGAUCUUCGCUUGCCUGAUCUACUAAAAAUCAAAGUAUCUGAUGUCAUCAGACCUAUUGGAUUGCUGUUACUGAAAUGUUUCGAUUCGAAAGACGAUGAAUAUUGUAAAGAUCUUUUUGAAAAACAUUACACAGUUUAUUGGACAGGCAUCAUCGAUAAACGUAGAUCACUUGUAGAACUGAUCAAAAAUGAAAACCAAGAAAACAUUAUUUGUCAAUUGUAUGAGUUAGCGUGUAAAUACUGUUUAGAUGUUUUUUCUUUAUGGGAAAAUAUACCACUCGAUAAAAAAAAAUUACUUACAUCUGAAGCAAAAGAGCAACCAUUAUGGUUAUGAUUAUUGGACUGCUUACAUAAAUGAAGAAUCUGUUAAGUUAGAUUAAGAAGACUGAUCAUCGUAAUAUCUAUGACUGUAAUUUCAGCAUUCAUCACAACAUGGUUACGUUAUCAAUUUUUGUUUGCAGUGAAUUUAGUCUCCGAUAUUUUUGGCACAAAUUGACGGCUGAACAGAAAGAAGCUAAUAUAGAAAAUUGGUUAGAACAAAUUAUACAAAAAUAUAAUAGAGUAUUGAGUAGAAGAUAUGAAUACCAAAACUAUCACGUAUUUACUAAUAUUUUGUGUUUUUUGUUAUCUCAUUUAAAGGAUCAAAACCAGGUUUUUCAAAUUCAUUCUGAAAAAUUACUGAAAGCUUUAUUUUUCGAUUGGCCAUAUCAGCGCUUCUUCUUAUCAACAAUUAAUUUAAUGUUCGACUAUCUUGAAGAGGACACAUAUGCUAAAACGAUGACAUACAUUGUUAGAGAAAUCAAAGAAGGGAGAAACACUGUGGAAUUGUUUAGAAAAAUUUGGCGUAGAAGUCCAGUAAGACUCAAAAACGCAUGUCUGCCAGUAAAUAGAUGUCACGCCAUUCGUAACUUGCUUUCUGUUGAAGACUUGGAAACAAUCAAUUUAGUACUAAGUAGUUUCUCAGCCAAUGAUAAAAAGGAAGUAAUAUUUAACCUAAUCGGAAGUGAAGAGCUGCGGAAGCUUCUAUAUCUAAGUAAAUUCACUCUGCUUGAUUCUUUGGCAAAAAAUACUCUUCCGUCAGAUUGUGAUAUCAAACGUUUCAAAGAAAGUUUGGAACAGAAGUAUGGAGACGGACUGUACCAUGAAUGGAUUCUUGGCAAGAAUUUUCAAGCAGUAGACGAAAUGUUAAAGUGGGUUAUUCAAACUACUGAAGAGAUUGAAAGCUUUAAGAAAAAUAGACUUAAUAAGUUUUCAAUAUGCACAUCAUUAGUAUGCUUGGGUGAUUUUGGACUUAUUGACCGAUUUAUGAAUUGGUGUUUUAAAAGUGUAGAUGAAAGUAAUAAUUUUAAACAAUCAUACGUACGUAAUUCUACGGCAUGCAUACAAUUAUUACAAGGAUUAGGUUAUUCCGGUGAAAACGGGUGGGAUUUUUUUUGAGGAGUUUUUAAAAUACAGCUCAUAUUAUAGUUGCAAAUUUUAAAAAAUUAUGCCUGGAACAAAUAGCAAGUUUAGUAGAUCGCUAUUACUUCGAAUAUGCUAUGCAUCUUUGACACUGGUGCUUGGAUUCUUCCAAAGAAAUCAAGGAAUUUAAGAAUGAAUUGUUCCUGUCCGAGGAAGGAAGUAGAAUUAUUUUUUAUGAAAUAGACCGAAAAUAUCCUAACUGGAACAACGUCAAAAACAUUUUGAAAUGGGUGCGUGUGUGUGUGUUAUAUGGGUUUUAGAACGAACGGACAGUUCUUAAACCAGUUAAGUUAUUAUACUUUUAAAAAAUCGCCAAUUAGAUGACAUGUUUCCACAUAGAUGAAAAUCAUCAAAAUCACAGCCUUAUUCUCAGUUUCGGAACAUUACUAUGAUCCCAGGUAAUGCAGAAUUAGAGUAAGUUUUAAAAUACUAAAAAAUAGACCGCAAACGCUUUUCAUUUUCACAUUACUCGGGCUUUUCUCCAUGUUUACGUUUUGCGCCAUUUUCAAAAUAAGCAUAGACAGCGCUGGCUUUAGAUAGUCUAAACUUGACCCAACAGUCAUGAGUAACAGUUGCAAACUCACAGCAGUUAUAUAAAGAUAACUUAUUAUUCGCAAAGCAUCAUUUCAUAUUACGACGGAGCCUUCGAAAAACAGCAGCCAUAAGCUGAUAAAGAAACAUUAAAGGUAUUAAUUGAUUCCAACCGGCGAAUAAAAAUUCAUGAAAUCAUUCAGACAUUAAAAGUCGAAGGUAUAACCUUAAAUCUUGACAAAGUCACGCGUUUUUAAGAAAAGAAGUUUUUUUUAUAUACAUUGUAUGUAGAUCGGUUUUUGAUUGGGUUGUCUGCAACAAUGUCUCAAUCAAAUAUUUUAGCAUCAUGCUUCUGCCAGGAAGAUGGUAGAAGUUGCUGGACCAGAAUGAAAAAUAUAUGAUUCAAAAAAUCGUAUGAUUCAAAAAAUAUUUAUUCACUAUUAAAAGAAAUCGCCUUUUAUUUUCAUAAAAAAAUCUAAAAAUAUAAAAUUACUUUCUGAACAACCCAAUAAAAAAUUCCUUAAAAGAUUAAUCUUAGCCCAUUAAAUUAUAAGUAUGUUCUACUAAUACAAAUUGAGUAGUUGAGUCUGUCGGAGUAAAACUUUUAAACUUUAAAUAUUUUUUCAGAAAUUUUAUGUGAGUUUGAAGUAUAAAAAAAUAUCUUAAACUCGAUCCACUAUGCAGCUAGGGUUAAAAAAAAUUGAAAAAAACUUCAUUCUCUAAACUAUCACUGCAGUUCAAGGGAAUAGUAAAUGGUAUGUUUUUUUUUAUUCCGAAAUCAAAGAGUACACAUAUGUAGCAAAGAUUACUUUCUUUCUAAAAAAUUGUACUUUAAAGCUUUCAUUGGGUACUUAUGUCUUCUACUCUCUCCAAUUACUGCUGAAAAUUGUAACCUUUCGGAGGAAACGACAAGAAUAAUAAGUAAGACGUCGUCGUUUAUCACAUUUUUUUUCGUACACCAGUCUUAUCGGCAAAUAUUUUUAGAUUUAAGCUGUUAUUUUAAAAUUUUCUCCACCAGAUAUAUUUAUAAUUUGUUGUUUUUAAAUUUAAUUAUAAUGGAUGCUUUUGGGCGUUGAAAAGUCUACCUUACACAGACAAUGUUCCUUUAAACGUUGAAAUUAAUUUUUUAUUUUUAAUAUUUUAUUAUUUUUAU